ACCGUGCACAGCGUGGCCCAGUGCGAGCGCAUCAUGGAGACGGGUUGGAGAAACCGAGCAGUGGGCUACACCCUGAUGAACAAGGAUUCUUCCCGCUCCCACUCCAUCUUCACCAUCAACAUGGAGAUCUAUGCUGUAGAUGAGAGAGGGCAGGAUCACCUGAGGGCUGCAAAACUCAACCUGGUGGAUCUGGCUGGAAGCGAGAGGCAGUCCAAAACCGGAGCCACAGGGGAGCGUCUCAAAGAAGCCACCAAAAUUAACCUCUCUCUCAGCUCUGGGCAAUGUCAUCUCAGCCCUGGUAGAUGGCAGGUGCAAACACAUCCCCUAUCGAGACUCAAAGCUGACCCGGUUGCUGCAGGACUCCCUUGGAGGAAACACCAAGACCCUCAUGGUGGCCUGCCUGUCUCCUGCUGAUAACAACUACGACGAGAGCCUCAGCACUUUGCGCUACGCCAACCGGGCAAAGAACAUCAAGAACAAGCCCCGUAUCAAUGAGGAUCCCAAAGAUGCUCUGCUGAGGGAGUAUCAGGAGGAGAUCAGGAAGCUGAAGGCCAUUUUGGCUGAACAGAUGAACACAAAUAACUUGUCAGGUCUGUUACCUGCUGAGACUGCUCAGCUGGAAGUGAAGCCAGCUCUCCUACCUGAACCCCAGCCAGAUGUCGAGGCAGAGAAGCAGCUGAUCAGAGAAGUAAGCCAGGGAGCGUGA
Mauremys reevesii (Reeves's turtle) is the source of this 706-nucleotide messenger RNA. RefSeq names its product kinesin-like protein KIF17. NCBI's taxonomy places the organism in Eukaryota, Metazoa, Chordata, Testudines, Geoemydidae. Gene Ontology annotation, biological process: microtubule-based movement. The transcript has 3 exons. The coding region runs from base 389 to 706 and encodes 105 amino acids. Gene Ontology annotation, molecular function: microtubule motor activity; ATP binding; microtubule binding. The record is from RefSeq and is a predicted model, not a curated record.